This is a messenger RNA of Penicillium oxalicum, 534 nucleotides long. Its product is annotated as putative GPI anchored cell wall protein. The record is from RefSeq and is a predicted model, not a curated record. The coding region runs from base 1 to 534 and encodes 177 amino acids. The transcript has 3 exons. NCBI's taxonomy places the organism in Eukaryota, Fungi, Ascomycota, Eurotiomycetes, Eurotiales, Aspergillaceae.
AUGUUUUUCAACAAGUCUACCAUUGCUCUGGCCUGCAUCGCCUUGGCCAACCUUGUCUCUGCUGGUCAGACUCCUGCGUGUCUGCUGUCGGUUGUUGGUCACUCGGAAAACCCCGCUGACCUGAAGACUCUCUGUGGAUCCGGUUCCUCGGAUGUCAUGUCAGACAUUGCCGACAAGUGCGGCAACAACCGUGAGGCAGCUCUCAAGGUCUACGCCAGCACUUGCAAGGCUGCCGGCUACACCGUUGAUACCAGUGUCACCUCCACUGCCAGCUCUUCCUCCGGGUUUGUCACAGCCACCGCUACUGCUUCUGGCUCUGCCAGCGGCACUGCCGGUAUUGUCGCGUCCAGCACCGCUACUGGCGCCGCUGGCUCCGGCUCUGGCUCCUCUACUGGCUCCGGUUCUAGCACUGGUGCAUCUGGCACUGCCUCUUCCGACCCCCCUGUGGGCACCCUCAACGCGGCCGCUGGUCUCCAGUUCCAGGGCUCGGCCAUUGCUGCUGCUGUCUUCGUAGGUGUCGCUGCCUUGUUCUAA